GGGGGGGGGGGGCGGCGUGGGUCCUUCUCGGACUCCGGCUCGGACUCGGAGGAUUCCUCGCUCUCGGACUCGGAGCUCCAGGAGGCCUUCGCGAAGGGCGCGCUGAAGCCGGGGCUCAACGUGGUGCUGGAGGAGCGGCCGAAGCGGCGCAAUGACACGGACGGCCUGAAGCAGUGCCUGGCCGAAUUCAGGCAGCAGCUCACGUGGGUGGAAAGGCUGGACGUGACUCUGGGCCCGGUCGCAGACCCCGUUUCUCAGAGUGAUUCUACGUCUGAUGCCGUUGACCCUGAGAAUGAUUUCCAGAGAGAGAUGAGUUUCUACCGGCAGGCGCAGGCGGCUGUGCUGGAAGCCCUUCCCAGGCUGCGUAAGCUCCGGGUUCCCACCAGGCGUCCGGACGAUUACUUUGCAGAGAUGGCCAAGUCAGACCAGCAGAUGCAGAAGAUUCGACAGAAACUUAAGAGUAAACAGGAAGCAAUGGAAAGGUCUGAGAAAGCAAAACAACUCCGUGCAAUGAGAAAAUAUGGCAAGAAGGUGCAAGUUGAGAUUCUGCAGAGGAGACAAAAGGAGAAGAAAAAUAUGUUGAAUGCAGUCAAGAAAUACCAGAAAGGUCUCUCUGACAAGCUGGAUUUUCUAGAUGAAGAUCAGACAUCAUCUCAAGGGAAUAAAAAAGGCAAUGCAAGUCAACGGACAAAGAAGGGACCAAAUGCCAAAAGACGAUAUAAAAAUCAGAAGUUUGGUUUUGGUGGGAAGAAGAAGGGCUCAAAGUGGAACACAAAAGAAAGUUUUAAUGACGUAUCCAGCUUCCAGUCAAAAGUGGCUCACAACAAAGGCCCAGGAAAAGGAGGAAGAGGAGGAAAAGGAGGGAAAAAAGCCCUUAAUAAGAGACCUGGAAAGAGAGCAAGGCAGAAAAUGAAGAACCGAGCCCGCUAAGAGAACUGUGCUCCCCAGUGGGGUUCCUGUGUUUGUGUUGCAAGAUGUGUUUCUGCUGUCAUCAAGCAGCUAACUGUGGAGCAGGCUAGAUGCUUUGCAGUGGCAAGGAAAACAAGUCAGUGGAAACCAGUGCCUUAUCACUAAUUUCAUCUUACUGUCUGUUUUGUUGAAGGAUUGUUUUCUACUUAAACUUUUGGUGUGUGAACGCAUUAAAUGGUUUGCACAGAAGUA
Molecule: messenger RNA, 1161 nt
Organism: Ficedula albicollis (Collared flycatcher)
Lineage: Eukaryota; Metazoa; Chordata; Aves; Passeriformes; Muscicapidae
Gene: EBNA1BP2
Product: EBNA1 binding protein 2
Exons: 9
Biological process (GO): ribosomal large subunit biogenesis; rRNA processing
Cellular component (GO): preribosome, large subunit precursor; nucleolus; nuclear periphery
Source: RefSeq, a predicted model, not a curated record